UGUCGGCUCGCGCUCUGGCUCACACAGUGAUCUCCCUCGAAGAUGGCGGGCGCCUCCGACCCUCUGGAAGACAUGCUGUUCUCGGAGGUGGAUGAGAAAGCCGUCAGCGACCUGGUGGGCUCUCUGGAGUCGCAGCUCGGCGGCCGGAGCGACCCGGCGGCCGUGGCGGCGUCAUCGGGCUCCGCAACGGCAGCGUCGGUAACGGCGCGCGGAGGCGGCGGCGGCGGCGGCGGCGGCGCGAACCACCGCUUGGCUCGAGCGCUGCCUGCGCGAGCGGGCAGCACAUCCGAGCAGCAACAACAACAACAGCCGCGAAAAGCCGCCGGGACCGGACAGGACUCGGACAGCGGCGCCGGACAGGACAGCUCGAGCCCGGAGAGCGGGAGAGCGAGCGCUCCGCGAUCACUUGGAACGAGCGCGAGCAGCAGCAGCAGCCCGACCGGGUCUGUACCCGAGGGGCUCGCGCUAACGGGAACUUCUCCGGUCAGCAGCGGGCCCGGUAACAACAAAGGUGCGAGCUCGCGGGACUACGACACGCGUAAGAAGCAGCAGCACGCGGCGGUGCGGACGAGGCGCUCCGGAGCGCAGAGCGUGAACGGCGACAGCGCAGCGACCACAACAGCGGCUGCAGCGAGCUCUCCGGCCAGGAGCGACACCGCCGCCGCCACCUCCUCCAGCCACCCCGCUGCUGCUGCUGCUCCCGGCUCAGUGACAGCGGCGUCCAGCCGCGCGGUGACGGGAACGACCACAACGGCCACCAUGACCACCACAACGACCACCACGUUCACUGUGAGCGGCACCGGCGCCUCCGCGUCCUCCAUCGCGCUGGACCGGGGGACCCCCACCAUCGCGCUGCACCGUCUCCCGAGCCACAUCGUCGCCAGCCUCGCGCAGAACCGCAACGGCACGACUACAGUGUCUGCGCUCGUGCAGCAGGGCGCGCUGGGUCCCGCUCCGCCGCCACCACUGCCGCCACCGGUGCUGCCGGUGCUGCCGGCGCCGCAGGUGAACCACAGCAAAAGCGCCACCGAAGCGGCGAAACCGAGCGGUCCCAAAGCAGCUGCACCCGCAGCCGCAGCCGCCCCGAGCCAGAACUCAGUACCGGUACCCAGCGCAACGGCGGCCGUUACCACCACCUCGUGUACGGCCGUUACUAGCUCGCCCGGUCCCGUGGCCGUGACCACCGUCGCCACCGUCACCGUCACCACAGCGGCCGCGGUGAGGCUCGCGCCCCCCGUUAACGUUGCGCCGCCGCAGCCUCCCCAGGUUCGAACCGCGCUCGCGGCGCCGCAGCGGAUCGUAGCCCCGCAGCUGAUCGUCAGAGCUCCGCAGCAACAGGCGACCAUUCAGCUGCCUCCCGGUUUCACCAUCCCGCCCGGGAUGGUUUUGGUGCGGACGGAGCUCGGGCAGCUGGUGAUGGUUCCCCAGCAGGCGCUGGCUCAGGCUCAGGCUCAGGCUCAAGCUCAGGCCCAGGCCCAGGCUCAAGCUCAAGUUCAAGUUCAAGCUCAGGCCCAGAGUAACCUGUCCCCCCGGCCUGUGACCCCAACCACCGGAGCCACCUUCAGAGUCACCACCCCACAGUCUCCUGUCUCCUCUCAGGCCUCUCGGGCUGGUCCCACGCUCCAGUCAAAAGUGGUUCAGUCCCCCACCCCGAGUCCUGCUCCUCAGACCUCUACUGCUGCUUCUGCUGCCCUCACUAGGGCGCCGUUGGCGGCAGCGGCCGUGGCGGUGACGGCUCCCCAGCAGGUCCCCGCAGCACUGGGCCCCCAGGGGCCCCACGGUCAGCCCACGCUGGCCCCUCCCAGCGCAGCCGGCCCCGCCCCUGGAGCUCCUGUCAUCUCCCAGGAAAUGCAGGAGAACGUGAAAAAGUGCAAGAACUUUUUGGCAACACUAAUCAAACUGGCAUCCCAUAAUUCCCCCUCCCCGGAGACGUCCCGGAACGUGAAGGCGCUGGUGCAGGACCUGCUGGAUGCCAAAAUUGAGCCGGAGGAAUUUACCAACCGGCUACAGUCUGAGCUGAAGUCGUCACCCCAGCCUUACCUGGUCCCUUUCCUCAAGAAAAGUCUGCCGGCGUUGCGGUUGUCCCUGCUGAACAGCCAGCAGUCCCUCACGCAGCCUUUACAGCCCGCCAAGACCAGCAUCACCCCAACUGGAGCUGUCGCCGGGGCCGUUGCCACUGGUAACGUUGUACGGCAACCCAACAGCACCACUGUGCUGCCACAAGGUGUUAAGAGGGUAGGAGGUGUAGCAGGGCAAGGGCAGGUCCGGAUGCCUGUUGUCAUCACACAGACGGUGCGGCCCGCAGGUGCUGUAGGAAAAUGUCCAGUCGUCCAGACGAGUAAAAGCCCCACAGCGCUCCCCGUCCAGCUCUCAGGGACCCCGAAGAACAAAGUCAACGACCCCGGGGGAGGCUCCUUCAGGGACGAUGAUGACAUCAAUGAUGUGGCGUCUAUGGCCGGGGUCAACCUGAACGAGGAGAGCGCCCGUAUCUUAGCAACCAAUUCAGAGCUAGUGGGCACGCAGAUCCGCUCGUGUAAAGAUGAGGCCUUUCUGCCCACAGGCCUGCUGCACCGCCGCAUCCUGGAGACAGCUAAGAAGUACGGGGUGACCGAGGUGCCUCUGGAGGCGGUAAACUUCAUCUCUCACGCUACGCAGUCGCGGUUACGGACAGUUCUGGAGAAGGUCACGUCCAUCGCCCAGCACAGGAUGGACUCCAACAAGGAUGAGGAGUGGUACGAGCAGUCGUCGGAUGUUCGCUCUCAGCUGAAGUUCUUUGAGCAGCUGGAACGGCUGGAGAAACAGAGGAAAGACGAGCAGGAGAGAGAGAUUCUCCUCAAAGCAGCUAAAAGUCGCUCGAGGCAGGAGGACCCAGAGCAGGCUCGUUUGAAGCAGAAGGCAAAAGAGAUGCAGCAGCAGGAACUGGCCCAGAUGAGGCAGAGAGACGCUAACCUGACGGCUCUGGCCGCCAUCGGCCCGCGGAAAAAGCGCAAGGUGGACUCGCCGGGAGCCACGACGUCGGGCACUGAGGUGUCCGGAGGUUCCGCCGGUUCUCCAGCUUCUUCGUCCUCAGUAUCCACGUCCUCACGGCAGUACCCCCGCCAGCGAAUCACACGCGUCAACCUCAGGGACUUCAUCUUUUAUAUGGAGCAGGAACGAGAGACGAACCGAUCGCUCUUACUGUACCGCGCUCUGCUGAAGUAGCUAACGUCAACGAUGCUAACACUAACCGAAAGACAAGAACACACAACACACGAAAAAACCUACAACACGGAAUCGGUAGCCAACAGCGAACACUCACCGCACCCAGCAAUCUCAAGCUUCCUACAGCACCCUGCAACGUGCCUUCAGUGACCCUUUCUUUCCGCUCUCAGUGUCUCUGUCGUGAUGUCGAUGUGGCUUUUUUACUCACGAAAAAAAUUUUUGAAGUGAAAAUGACGAGAAAAAAACGUCGAUGUAUCUUUUCACUUUUUGUUUUCAUUUUUUCUUCUCCUGCAAAAAUAAAUUCAUCUUAAAUUUGUCA
Pygocentrus nattereri (red-bellied piranha) is the source of this 3520-nucleotide messenger RNA. RefSeq names its product transcription initiation factor TFIID subunit 4-like. Lineage: Eukaryota; Metazoa; Chordata; Actinopteri; Characiformes; Serrasalmidae. Gene Ontology annotation, molecular function: protein heterodimerization activity; RNA polymerase II general transcription initiation factor activity; DNA binding. Gene Ontology annotation, biological process: transcription initiation at RNA polymerase II promoter; DNA-templated transcription. The record is from RefSeq and is a predicted model, not a curated record. The transcript has 15 exons. The coding region runs from base 43 to 3201 and encodes 1052 amino acids. Gene Ontology annotation, cellular component: transcription factor TFIID complex.